AUGCCGCCCGUAGCGAAUAGCUCUUUCCACUCUCCAAAUUCAGAUCCAGCACGUGCGCAAACUACCAUUCCCAUAUCACUUGACUAUUCAAAAGAACCAUGCCGAGCAUCAACGCAACUCAUCAUGCGCAAGGCAAUCCCAUUCAAUGCAGAGACUCCACUUGAUCAACUAGAUGACGAAUUUGUGACUCCCACCCAACAUCUCUUUGUCCGUACUCAUGGUCCAGUGCCGGAGCUAUCGGGUCACGAUGAUCAUCAGAUUGUUUUUGAAGGUCAUGGUGUGCGAGAUGGACUUGUAACCUUAACCGUGAACGACAUCAAAACACUGUUCGAAAAAGUAUCAACAACAGCAGUACUCAUGUGUGCUGGAAACCGACGAGAUGGUCUCAACGACGUGAAGCCAACGAAAGGAGUCAUAUGGGGUGCUGGCACGACUGGUAACUGCAUAUGGAGUGGUGCACGACUAUGUCAAGUCCUGGAACAUAUUGGUAUUCCAACAAAUCCUCUCCAACGUGAGCGAAAAAUGCACGUGGCAUUCAAUUCUGUCGAGGCGUGUGAAGAGGACGCCAACUAUGGAGCUUCGAUACCACUUGAUAAAGCUAUGGAUCCGCUGGGAGAAGUCUUGCUAUGUUACGAAUUGAAUGGAAGGCCUUUAUGUCGUGAUCAUGGUGCUCCGUUGCGGGUGGUUGUUCCAGGUCAUAUUGGUGCACGAUGGGUCAAAUACCUAUCCAAAAUCUCAAUUCAGGAGGAAGAGAGUACAGCCUUCUACCAACAGCUAGACUACAAAGUCCUACCACCCUCAGCAAACGAACUCACUGCUUGUGAAUGGUGGAAUAAAUGCCCAUCCAUUCAAGAACUCAAUGUACAAUCUGUGAUUUGCAGUCCAGUCAACAACCAAGUGCUACCAGCAGGGCCCGUCACUAUAUCAGGAUAUGCAUUGAGUGGUGGUGGUCGAGCUAUUGAACGUGUGGAUGUAUCUGUCGAUGGAGGUAAAGAGUGGAUGGUUGCUACACUCAAUAAUGGUCAACCAAAAGCUGGGCCUGUGUUUUCUUGGACGUUGUUUGAAUUGAGUGUUGAGUUUUUGCCUGAACAGAACGAGAUUGUUUGUCGAGCUUUUGAUACUUCACAAAACACACAACCUGAUCAUCCAUUGUGGAACUACCGGGGUGUCAUGAACAACUCCUUGUUUCGUGUCCACGGUGUCACUCAAAGUCCAGAAGUGUAA
This is a messenger RNA of Synchytrium microbalum, 1224 nucleotides long. RefSeq lists its product as uncharacterized. The record is from RefSeq and is a predicted model, not a curated record. Gene Ontology annotation, cellular component: mitochondrion. Gene Ontology annotation, molecular function: oxidoreductase activity; molybdenum ion binding. The coding region runs from base 1 to 1224 and encodes 407 amino acids. NCBI's taxonomy places the organism in Eukaryota, Fungi, Chytridiomycota, Chytridiomycetes, Synchytriales, Synchytriaceae. The transcript is spliced from 6 exons.